GGACACCGGAAGUGGAUUUUUAAUUGAAAUGAAAGUUUUCACAUAUGUAUGGGCAUGGUCAUUCAAUAUAGAUAAUAAAUCAGUUUGACAGAUAUCAAAUAUAUCAUGUACAAACUAUUGACGACUGCAGUGACAACUGUAGCAUUUGGGAAAUUAAUGUAUGACAUCAUAAGCACAAUAUACAAUAGACUGCACCAAAAGGAUGACAAGGAACCAGUUGACAAAGUUAUAUUCUUUCCCGAUGAUACAGUAUCGUGUCGUAAAUACAGGAAUGGAAUUUGCAAAGACGUAAAUUGUAGAAUGAGUCACGAUAACACAUCUUUCUCACAACUAAUAACAAUAUUCGAACAGGCGAAGAGGUCCAUAGAUGUUUGUGUAUUUGUGAUCACGUGUCAAGAGUUGGCGAAUGUCCUGGCUGAGAAACAAAAGAGAGGGCUUACAGUUAGGAUCAUCACAGACAGUGAACAGGAGGAUUGCAGUGGCUCACAACUAUACAAGUUUAGAGCAGCAGGUGUAAGAGUACGAACAGACAGGACAACAUUCUUCAUGCAUCACAAGUUUGCCAUUGUAGACAAUAGCCUUCUGGUGAAUGGCUCGUUCAACUGGACUAAACAAGCAGUUACUGGCAAUUUUGAGAACUUACUUAUAACAAGCAAUAAAGGAAUAAUACAACAAUACCAGCAGGAAUUCAACAGGCUUUGGGAAAAGUUUGAUCCUGGAAAGAAUUUAAAGAAUCUGUAAUAAGUGUGAUCUCUACUCUCCCGUAUGUCAUAUCAUGAUACUGUAGUUUUGGGCUUUUUUCAUGAUUAUAUUCUGAAAUGAAUCAAGCUGAAUGUGAUCUUCAAUGGUGCUCAUUGUUUUGCUAUGUUUAUAUCCAAUGUACAGUUUUAUUUUCUCACUGUUGUUUGGCAUCUCUCCUUAUCCAGGAGCAGAGACCUGAAAUGGAGGGGGAGUUGUUUGUAGAAUG
Messenger RNA from Owenia fusiformis, 967 nucleotides. NCBI's taxonomy places the organism in Eukaryota, Metazoa, Annelida, Polychaeta, Sabellida, Oweniidae. The record is from the annotation of a GenBank genome assembly.